CUGCACUAGUCUGCCUGCCUGUCCCAAGCUUCUCCAGAGACACGUUUGUCUGAGUAACAACAGAGACGAAAGCGCAGUUGUAUAUGGAGGAGCCCCGACUGUAGCGCAGGGACAAAACUGGGCAGGUUGGCAGUAGGAAGCCGCGGGGGGAAUGAGAGCACUGAUGUGGGGACUCGGAAAAUCGCAGGACUGUGUGGGACACUGAGACAAAAACAAGAAGUUAUGCCCCACGUUCCUACCGACGUGACCCUGCUUUUAUUACUAUAUUGCCUGUUCACUCGGCUGUUGUAAAGAACCUCUGGAUCCCAUGAAAGCGCUACAGGGCUAAGCGCAAUCCUUGCACUAUCCAGGAAACUUUGCGCCUUGGCACCAUGGAUUGCCCGGGCUGGCUGCUGGUGUUGCUGGGAUGCGUCUCUCUCGCCGCAGGGCUGAACAGCAUGGUCCGAAUUGGGUCUCAAUGUGAAAAGGCAUGUAAUCCCAGAAUGGGAAAUCUAGCCAUUGGCCGGAGUUUAUGGACAGAGACAACCUGUGGUCACAAUAACACUGAACUCUACUGCUCAUAUCGAGAGUACAUUGAACAGACUUGCACCGAGCCAAAAUGUGACAAAUGUAACUCCGCAAUGCCACGACUCUCUCACCCUCCUUCAGCAAUGGCAGACUCCUCCUUUAAAAUUCCACGAACUUGGUGGCAAUCAGCAAGGGAUACUCAACGGGAGGUCAUAAGAAUGGAUUUGGAAACAGAGUUUUAUUUUACUCAUUUAAUUAUGGUGUUCAAGUCUCCCAGACCAGCGGCUAUGAUUUUGGAGAGGUCACAAGAUUUUGGUGUCACUUGGACUCCAUACAAAUAUUUCUCCAUAAACUGUUCUGCAACAUUUGCUAUGGAAGACGACGUCCAUGAGAAAGGAGCGCUUUGUACUUCACGUUACUCCCAGGCACUUCCUUGUACUGGAGGAGAGGUUAUCUAUCGUACUAUGUCACCUCCAUAUUCGGCUCAGGACCCUUACAGCAAGGAGGCACAAGAUCAGCUGAAGAUCACCAACCUUCGAGUGCAACUGCUGAAGCAACAAGCAUGUCCAUGCCAUGAGAAGAACCCUGACAUUAAACCUCAGUAUUUCACACACUAUGCUGUCUACGAUUUCAUUGUAAAGGGCAGCUGUUUCUGCAAUGGACACGCAGAUCACUGUGUUGCUGCAGAUGGUUUUCGGCAAGUCAGAACAACUAGCAAAAUACAGGUGGUCCAUGGAAGGUGCAUCUGCAAACACAACACUGCAGGUCUCCACUGUGAACACUGUGCAGCUCUGUACAAUGAUCAACCAUGGCAAGCUGCAAAUGGUAAAACCGGGGAACCUAACACCUGCAAAAAGUGUAAAUGCAAUGGCCAUGCAGACAGUUGUCACUUUGAUAUGGCUGUAUGGUUGGGCUCAGGAAAUCGCACAGGAGGGGUGUGUGAUAACUGCCAACACAAUACUGAAGGAUCACAAUGUCAGAGAUGUAAACCUGGAUUCUUCCGUGACCUAAAGAUUCCAUUCUCAGCACCAGAUGCCUGCAAAGCAUGUUCCUGCCAUCCCAUCGGAUCAGCUGUACUUCCCUUUGGUAACAUCACAUUAUGCGAUCCCACAAAUGGAGACUGCCCAUGCAAGCCAGGAGUGGCUGGUCCUCAUUGUGAUCAAUGCAUGGUUGGCUACUGGGGCUUUGGAGAGUACGGUUGCAGGCCAUGUGACUGUGCAGGCAGUUGUGAUCCACUUGCUGGGGAUUGUAUCACCAACCUGGACAUCGACUGGUAUCGUGAAUUUCCCCAACUCUUGUCUGUGUAUAAUGAGAGUCAUCUAUCCUGGACCUGGGAAGAUGAACAAGGAUUUUCUGCUCUUCGCCAUUCAGGGAAAUGUGAAUGCAAGGAGCAAGCAUUGGGAAAGCCUGAGGUGUUUUGUGGCAUGAAAUACUCAUAUGUGCUGAAAGUAAAGAUCUUAUCAGCCCAUGAUAAAGGCUCGCAUGCAGAGGUCAACGUUCAAAUUAAAAAGGUGUUGAAAAUGUCAAAGCUAAAGAUUCUUCGUGGAAAGAGAACACUUUAUCCAGAAUCUUGGACUAACAGAGGGUGUACAUGUCCCAUCUUAAAUCCAGGCCUGGAAUACCUUGUGGCUGGAUACGAAGACAUACGGACAGGCCGUCUUAUUGUCAAUAUGAAAAGCUUUGUCCAAAUUUGGAAACCAGCUCUUGGAAAGAAGGUUCUGCAGAUACUAAAGCAGGACUGCAAAUGAGAAGAGGAGACCCUUGUGAUUUUUUUACAUGCACAAACAAUUUACUUUAUUGGGCACAGUGGGUAAAGGACAGGGAGGAAAGCCUGAUGAUUCCUGUGUACAGUACUUGGUUGAGAUUAUUAUUCAGACGGACAAUUCACGUUUCCUUAACAUCCUAUUCGGAUUCCUUCCAUUUUGAAAAUAUCUGGAAAUAUAAAAUUCAGUGAAUGUUUUAUGGUGACAAUGUGAAGAUAUAGACUGCAUGAUCUAGUGAUGGCUGGAUUGGUUUCCACUCCCCAGGCAAUGCUAUAAAUAAAUUAUUUUUUAUACAUUGAAGGUACAGUCCAAAACGACAAUACCUUAUAUCCUUGAAGCAUUCUAAGUGUUGUCCUUUAAAUAUAAAUAUUACAUUAUAAAAUGCACUUUACAGUCUGCUAAAUGAAAUUGUGAAACUUUUUUGCCUUUCCGUGCUGUAAGCAUGGCAUCGAAGUGUUCCAACCAUGAGCGUAUGCCACAUACACACUCUGCAAAAUGGUCUUAUUUGUUUUGUAUUCUGUAUUGUUUUGAAAGCUUAAUUUAUAUUGAACUAUAUUUCCAUGAAAAAAUAAAAUGCAAUUGUUUUUGUUUUGCA
Molecule: messenger RNA, 2865 nt
Organism: Xenopus laevis (African clawed frog)
Lineage: Eukaryota; Metazoa; Chordata; Amphibia; Anura; Pipidae
Gene: ntn4.L
Product: netrin 4 L homeolog
Exons: 10
Coding region: 372-2255 (627 amino acids)
Biological process (GO): cell migration; axon guidance; animal organ morphogenesis
Cellular component (GO): plasma membrane; laminin trimer
Source: RefSeq, a predicted model, not a curated record